Ruditapes philippinarum (Manila clam) is the source of this 3154-nucleotide messenger RNA. RefSeq lists its product as uncharacterized. The record is from RefSeq and is a predicted model, not a curated record. Bases 137 to 3154 code for a protein of 1005 amino acids. Lineage: Eukaryota; Metazoa; Mollusca; Bivalvia; Venerida; Veneridae. The transcript is spliced from 5 exons.
CCUAAAUGGGACAGGGAACCAGAUUACUGUACGCAUGCGCUGUCAAAUUGGAAAAAAUCAGAAUGGCGGAAAAUAGCCCCGGAUAAUAUUUUCUCAAAAUUUGAAGAAAUUGCGGUAAUUCUUAAAGGGUGAUAACAUGGCAUCUUCCUACAACAAUUCCUCUGAGGAACAAACAGAACUACGCAGACUUCACAUUAAACUUAUCUCUGAAAUUAACGAUAAUUUAGAUAAAAAAAGCAUAGAGUAUGAAAAAUUAUUUUUUCACUUCGGAACUUAUGUGCCUUUAGGAUUAAUUGCCAAUAAAUCAAGUCUAGAUAAAUUUGAAACUUUAUGCACCAGAAAAAUCAUAACACCAGGAGAAAAUUAUGAAAAAUUGAAACAAAUAUGUCUAGACAGUGGAAAUGAUAUUUAUGUAGAUACAAUAGAAAAAUAUGAAAAGGAAAUGGAAAAAGUUCGAUCUCAACAUAGAUAUACAGGUCCACAGGAAGCUGAGAAAAAACAUACAGAAUUAAAAAGAAAAUUUACUGUUCUUGAGUCAGAACAAAAAGAGGAGAUAAAAAGACUCAAGGUAGAAGAUUCUCAACAAAAACAGUUAAGAUAUGAAAAGGAUAAAUCAGAAUGGCGAGAAAAGCUGAUAGAACAGUAUCAAAAAACCCUGCUGCAAGUUCCUACAACACCUUUACAACCAAAAAGUGAAAAAUGUAGCUUUAAUGAGAUUUAUAUUAGGCCCAAAAUAACGAGGGAAAUAAAAGGAGAAAAGGGGGAGACAAAGGAGGUGGAGGUUGAAACAAUGUCUGAAAUCUUCACAAAGAACGGAGUCCCCCAAAAAUCUGUAUAUGUUCUAGGAGAUGCAGGGUCAGGAAAAACUAGCUUUUGUAAAUAUCUGGUUAAUUGUUGGUGUUUGGCACACAGUGAGGAACAUGAAGCUGACAAUGAAAACAAAGAUGGCACCGGUGAACCUGACUGUGACGGUGAAAAACAUGGGGCUGGCAAUGAAAAUGAAGAUGGCAAUUGUAAACCUGAAGGUUACAGUGAUAAACAUGGAGGUGACAGUGAAAAACAUGAAGCUGGCAGUGAGGAACAUGGAGGUGAUAAUGAAGAACAUGAAAAAAAGGGAAGUGACAUUGUAAAUGAAGAGGUAAAGGGGACACAUAGUGGAGACAUUGGAAACGAAGAGGGCAGUAAGACACAUGAAGUUGUUAUUGAGAAACGAGGAGAAAAACAUUUGGGUGGCAUUAAGAAAAAUGGAAGUGACAGUGAUGACAUUCAGGAUAACAGUGAUGGCUUAAUACACUCCGAAUCUCACAAUGAUGACUCUGAUGAGAUCUUAACCGGCUUUAAAUUUAACAUUUAUGACUCUGAAUAUGAUAGCAAAAGUUAUGAACUGAAAUUCAAUGGUGUAAAAGAGAUGAAGAAAUUUGAUUUUGUAUUUUACAUCCCUCUUAGACAGUUUAAUCAAAACAUUGGCAUUGAUGAAAUGCUUCUAAAACGUUAUCAAAUGAAAAUGUUGAACACACUUCUUGAAGAGGAAUCUUCUAGAGUUAUGAUUUUGCUUGAUGGCUUAGAUGAAUGGUCCUCUGAAAAUGUCCCAGAACAUAGUAUCUUUAAGGAGUACACAAUAGUAACUACUUCUCGGCCAUGGAAAUUUCAUACAUUAAGAUCAAGUGAUGUUGAGAUUGAACAGUCGCUAAAUCUGAAAGGGUUUGAUUUUAGAUGUGAAUGGGAAAUGGUAAGUAGGACAGUCUCACAAUUAAAUGUAAAUAGAAAUGCUAAUAAACAAGCCAGAGAUUGUAGGGAAAAGCUGAAUCAGAAGUCUCUUGAAAGUUUAAAACAGGUACCAAUUAUGCUACAACAACUGAUAUGUCUAUGGUUUGAUGGUAAACUCGAUAAAACCUCAAGAUGUGCUAUCUACACCGGUAUGUUAGAGUUAUUCUUCACCUGGAAUGACAUGAAAACUACAGGAACAAGUACUAGAUUCAUGAAGGGUACCCAGAAAGUAAACCUCCCUCAAUAUUUAGCAGAUAAAACCAAAUUAAGAUUAAACAGGCAUUUUAUUUAUGAAAUAUCACGGUUGGCUUAUGAGACACUAUUUAAUUGUCCGAAGGAUAAAUCCUUGACAUUUGACAUUUGUAUGUUUGAUGAACUUGAAAUAUCAGAUGAAGUAAGAGAAAAUUGCUUGAAACUUGGAAUAAUGACAGAAGAUGAUUGUCCAAGUUUAUCUGUAUCAGAAGCAUCAAGCUCAUUGUUGUCUUUUAUUCACAAAUCAAUGCAAGAAUUUCUGGCUGCAGUGAAUAUUUGUAUCAAUUUCAAUGCAAAAAUGUGUUCAUCAGAUAGUGUAGGAAAUUUUGAAUUGGCCAAGAAGUUUAUAAAUGACGUUUUUCAGAACUGUUCAACAGUAAAUGACAUAUUAGAGCAAUCAAAUGUUAUCAUUAUGCUUUGUGGUUUAGAACCUAAAUUAGCAACAUGUGUUUCAAAAUACAUAUAUGAUACUGUGUCAGAAGACUCUCGUGUUCAGGAAUACAGGAGAACAAUAAGUAGUAAUAUUUAUUUGGAUCAUAGUUGUAUUACAGAUAUUCAAAAGCUAAUGUUUGAGUCAAUGAAAGAAUUCAAUGAAACAUGUAGUAUAGAAAAUAAUCCUGUAUUUUAUAUAGGAGAUUUGGUCAUUGGUAGACGGGGUCAGUAUUGUGAUAUUGUUUGUUCAAGCAUUUAUCAGCAUCAAAUUGUUCUUGACUCUGUUCUGUCUAUUAAUGUAUAUGACAUCAACAAAAAAAAUGUUAAAUUUACAAAAUAUUUAUCAAUGUUUCAUCAUCUUGAAAAAAUUGAAAUAUCAUAUGAAUCUGAAUUUCUAAGGUUAUCAAGUACACAAAGUGAUAGUACACAGAGGGAUGAACAGAGGAUUAAUGAGAUUAACAAUUGUGUUUCUGAGACAAUUAAAGUAAAUACUUCAACAUUAAAGUCUCUGUCUCUUGAUGUCUCUAACACUGACAAGUAUUACCCAGUGUGUAAAACAGUUGUUAGUAACCUACCUAGUAUGAUCAAUCUUGUAGCAAUAAGUAUGAGUUAUAUAACAAUGAGUCAUGAUGAUACUACUACAUUUUGUAAAAAUUUCUUGAGAGAAAAGUCACUUGAACAAAUACAUAUUGGGUUAUUUUAA